AUGAGCCUAAAGUCGACGUUGGCUCAGCUUGAUUUAGCGGCGCCAAGGUUCGCCCUGGCACCUCAGGCGGUGACAAUCCUGUCUGCGCCUGACGAAUUUUAUUCGCAGUUGAAAGCCCGUAUUCUGGGUGCUCAAAGGCGCAUAUUCUUGGCCACUUUGUAUAUUGGCAAAUCCGAAGAUGAGCUGAUCAGUGUUUUAGACCAAAGCUUGCAGAAAAAUAAUGCUUUGGAUGUACAUAUUCUUACAGAUGGGCUUCGAGGGACUAGAGAGGCGCCGCAAAAGAGCACUGCUUCACUGCUAGCUCCUCUAGUAGCCAAGUACCCGGCACGCGUGCAUGUGUCGAUGUAUCAAACGCCAGCGUUGAAUGGCCUUGCCAAACUAAUGGUUCCUCAGCGAUUCAACGAAGGAUGGGGGCUUCAGCACAUGAAAUUGUAUGGAUUCGACGAUGAUAUCGUGCUGUCUGGAGCUAACUUGUCGAAAGACUACUUCACCAACCGCCAGGACAGGUACAUUGCCAUCUCAAACAAAGAGGUGACCGAGUACUUUUACCAAUUGCACAAAGCAGUGUCAUAUUUGAGCUACCAGCUGCAACACGAGGACCGGAGCAGGGGUCCGUCGGACAAUUUCAAGCUGGUUUGGACCUCAGACUGUCCUAGUCCAGCCGAUCCAAAAGGGUAUAGGAAGGAAGCGUCGAGAAUAUUGGCGCCAUUGCUGAAACCAGAUACCAAGGUGUCGCCUGCAGAUGACAAGGGUACUUAUUUGUAUCCGAUCGCCCAGUUCACGCCGUUGAUUGGCGAUACCGCCAGCAACGAACUCAAGGCCAUGGGAUUGCUAACAAAAAUGCUCAAGGGUAACUUUGAUUGGACGCUCACGGCUGGGUAUUUCAAUAUCUCGGAAAGGCUUCAGGAGGGGCUUUUAAAAUCUACUCCUGGGACUGCGAAAGUAAUUACAGCAGGCGAGAAAGCCAACGGGUUCUACCAAUCUAAAGGCGUGUCUUCGCAAAUCCCAGACCUGUACUCCAUGCUGGCAAAGCGGUUUAUCAAAAAGGCAGAACACAUCCAGCCACGGAUCCAGAUGCUAGAGUGGGAAAAUGGUCAGUACAACAAGCCUAAUGGGUGGUCGUACCAUGCCAAAGGGCUAUGGGUUAUGCCUCGAGGCGAAUCGCCCGUACUGACGGUGAUUGGCUCGUCGAACUUCACAAAACGAGCCUAUGCACACGAUCUCGAAGCUGGAGCAGUGCUUGUCACUGGAUCACCCGAACUGAGGGCCAAAAUGGCAGCAGAGGUUGCCAACCUCGAAAAGCAUACCACCCCCAAAACGUCACGUGACUACAACAAGCGGCCGACCCUUAUCCAAAGACUAUUUGUAAGGCUGAUGGGAAACAAGCUGUGA
Molecule: messenger RNA, 1392 nt
Organism: Wickerhamiella sorbophila
Lineage: Eukaryota; Fungi; Ascomycota; Dipodascomycetes; Dipodascales; Trichomonascaceae
Product: CDP-diacylglycerol--glycerol-3-phosphate 3-phosphatidyltransferase
Exons: 1
Coding region: 1-1392 (463 amino acids)
Biological process (GO): cardiolipin biosynthetic process
Cellular component (GO): mitochondrion
Molecular function (GO): CDP-diacylglycerol-glycerol-3-phosphate 3-phosphatidyltransferase activity
Source: RefSeq, a predicted model, not a curated record